Messenger RNA from Paramisgurnus dabryanus, 2541 nucleotides. RefSeq names its product mitofusin 1a (gene mfn1a). Lineage: Eukaryota; Metazoa; Chordata; Actinopteri; Cypriniformes; Cobitidae. The record is from RefSeq and is a predicted model, not a curated record. Gene Ontology annotation, biological process: mitochondrial fusion; mitochondrion localization. Gene Ontology annotation, cellular component: mitochondrial outer membrane. Gene Ontology annotation, molecular function: GTP binding; GTPase activity.
GAAAAUGAUUAAUGUUCUUAUAUUGAAGAUCUUUGAUGGCACCAUUGAUCUUUUGCUGCUUUAAUUCUGUUGGCAGAAAGUGAGUACUAAAGACUUAGUCAUACUGUGCUUUAAGUUUCCCAGCAUGGAGCAGGACAAUAUUUCACCACUCCAACACUUUGUGGUGGCAAAAAGGACAAUCGGUGCUGUGUUUGAUCAGCUGCUGGAGUUUGUUAGAGAGGGAUCAGAAUUUGUUGAAGAGACGUGGAGGAGCGAGGAUCUCGAGCAUGUAGCUGAAGAGGAGCAGUCCCUGCAGAUCCAGGCCUGCUCCAGGAAACUUACCGUCAUUAAAGAUGUGUUAGCCCGCAGACAUAUGAAGGUGGCUUUCUUUGGCAGGACCAGUAAUGGAAAGAGUACAGUAAUAAAUGGCAUGCUCCGGGAGCGAGUUCUGCCCAGUGGAAUGGGCCACACCACCAACUGUUUCCUGAGUGUGGAGGGCACAGAUGGAGAUCAUGCCUACCUUACAACCGACGACUCUGAAGACAAAAGAAGCAUCGAAACAGUCAAUCAGCUGGCCCACGGUUUUCACAUGGACAAGAAUCUUGACUCAGGCUGUCUAGUCAGAGUAUUUUGGCCCAAAACUAAGUGUGCCCUGUUGAGAGAUGAUUUGGUCCUGAUGGACAGCCCGGGCAUUGAUGUCACAUCAGAGCUGGACAGCUGGAUUGACAAGUUCUGUUUAGAUGCUGAUGUCUUUGUUCUUGUGGCCAACUCUGAAUCAACCAUCAUGAACACUGAAAAGCACUUUUUCCACAAAGUGAAUGAGCGCAUUUCGAAGCCCAAUAUUUUUAUCCUAAACAAUCGCUGGGACGCAUCUGUCUUGGAGCCAGAGUAUCUGGAAGAUGUACAAAAGCAGCACAUGGAUCGGUGCAUCAGUUUCUUGGUGGAUGAGUUGAAGGUUGUAGACCUUAAUAAAGCACCUGACCGUGUCUUCUUUGUCUCUGCCAAGGAGGCCCUGAGUGCCAGGAUCCACCGUGCCCAGGGGAUGCCAGAGACUGGCGGCGCCUUGGCUGAAGGUUUCCAGGAGCGACUGAGAGAGUUCCAGAGUUUUGAGAGAACAUUUGAGGAAUUUAUAUCUCAGUCUGCGGUGAAGACCAAGUUUGAGCAGCACACAAUCAGAGCCUGGCAGAUUACUGACUCAGUCAAGGCUAUCAUGGAUGCCAUAAAUAUUUCUUCAGCAGUGAAGAAAGUCUUCUCAUUGGAAGAGCGUGAGGCUUUCAUCGACUGGUUGGAGUUUGUACGAAAUCAGCUGAAUUUUCUAAAUGAGGAUGUCAAAGACAAGAUAAAGGCCGUAAAUGAUGAAAUGGCUGUCAAGGUGGCCAAUGCACUGGCAGAGGAGAUUGGUGGCCUGUCUGCUUUGGUAGAUGAAUUCUGCAUUGAUUUUAGUCCUGCUCCUAUUGCCUUAGCCCUGUACAAAACUAAACUUCUGGCAUAUGUAGAAGAGAGAAUGGCAAAGAAUUUGGACCUCCGUUGUUCUAGUUGUAUUAAUGGCUGUGUUAUGGCAUCUCAGAGAGAUAUUAUGGACACAAUACGUCCUCUGCUGCCCCCUGCUGCCCGAGGUCAACUACACCUCCCUAACAGAAAGCUAAAUAUGACCUACGGCCUGAAUUUUGCCAGCCUAUGUGCAGAUUUCGAGGAAGACAUCGAGUUUCAGUUCUCGCUCGGCAUAACAUCUUUGGUAAACCGUUUCCUGGGCCCUGCUAAAGCAAAACAAGCUUUGAGCCUGUUGGACCAAAAUGCAAAAGCCUCUUCCUCUGCUCUCAUGGGAACCCAGGCCCAUGAGGAGCUGGCCGUCUCCAUGGCAACGGGGCUGCGCUCUCUCACUUCAAGAGCAUCAGUGAGCAUGUUGGUCAUUGCUGGAGUGGUGUGGCGUUCUGCAGGGUGGAGGUUUGUUGCUCUUUCUGUGAGUCUCUACAGUUUGCUCUACCUGUAUGAAAGACUGACCUGGACCAACAGCUCGAAAGAGAGAGCCCUCAAGCAACAGUUCGUGGACUAUGUCACUCAAAGACUACAGGCUAUCAUUCAUAUCAUCAGUAGCAACUGUGGACAGCAGGUGCAACAGGAGAUGGUGGCCGUCUUCGCCCGCAUGUGCCAACAGGUUGACAAGAGCGAGAUGGAGCUUGAAUCGGAGAUUCGCAGACUCACUGCCAGGAUCCAGCGUCUGGAGAGGGUCCAGAGACACUCCAAAACGCUCAGGCAUAAAGCUACUGAUCUGGAAGCACAACUGGAGCUUUUCUCUGAUGAGUAUCUACAGAUUCAACAUUAACAACACAUCAAAGUGAGACUGUUUGUUGAAAGCACACUGGUGAGCUGGAAAUAGAUUGUCCUCUAGUGUUGAGAGAUGCAACAACAUCUUUCUGUAACAGCAUUGCAAAGUCAAGGCUAGUUGUCAUACAAGCUUUCUCUAAGUAAUUAUACAAUUUUAUAGAGACAGAGCGCAGUUAUGCUAAUUUUAAAACCACGCCCACCGGGGGGAAACAAUCCAACCUUCUCCAUUGACUUUUU